AUGGUCGGAGACCCGGAGAUAGAGAGAUCGCCGGAGACGGAGCUGGAGACCGGAGGCGUCCGCGCCAUGCUGCCCGUCGGCUCCCUCGUCUCGCCUUCCGGGGACGAGGUGCAGCUUCCGGAGCUAGAGGGCAAGGUGGUCGCCCUGUACUUCGCGGCCAACUGGUACCCGAGGUGCGAGGCCUUCACCCCGGCGCUGGCCGCCGCGUACGGCCAGCUCAGGGACCGCGGCGCCGGCUUCGAGGUGGUCUUCGUGUCGUGCGACGAGGACGCGCCGUCCUUCGAGCGGUUCCACCGCGGCAUGCCGUGGCCCGCCGUGCCCUUCGGCGACCUCCGGCGGAAGAAGGGCCUCAGCCAGGCGUUCCAGGUCGAGGGAAUCCCGCGACUGGUGGUGCUGGCUCCGGACGGCGAGGUCAUAUGCUCCGACGCCGUGGAGCUUGUGCUUCGGUAUGGUGACCCGGCGUUCCCGUUCACGCCGGCGAGGGUGGCGGAGCUGGAGGCCGACGAGCAGAGCAAGUUCGCCUCCCAGACGCUCGAGAAGCUCUUCUCCGUCAGCUACGUGAAUGGUGGCAACGACCAGGUUCCGAUAUCGAGCCUAGUGGGGAAGACGGUGGGGCUCUACUUCUCGGCGCACCGGUGCGAGCCCUGCCUCAAGUUCACCGCGCGGCUGGCCGCCAUAUACGUCAACCUGAAGGGCAAGUCGGAGGACUUCGAGAUCGUGUACAUCCCUAUGGACAAGGAGGAGGACGGGUACCUGCGGUCGUGCGGCGACAUGCCGUGGCUGGCGCUGCCCUACGACGGCGCGUCGUCGCGGGCGCUGGCAAGGUACUUCGACGUCCGGGAGAUCCCGACGCUGGUGGUGAUCGGGCCCGACGGCAAGACGGUGACGAGGGAGGGGAGGAACCUGGUGAACCUCUACUUCGACAUGGCGUUCCCCUUCACCGACGAGCAGAUCAGGAUGCUGCAGGAGCUGGAGGACGAGGAGGCCAAGGGGUACGCGCCGGCGCUGCUCCACGCCGGCCACCGCCACGAGCUGAGCAUCGUGUCGGGGCAGUCCGGGGGAGGGCCGUACAUCUGCUGCGAGUGUGACGAGCAGGGGUUCGGCUGGGCGUACCAGUGCAUCGCCUGCGGCUACGAGAUACACCUCAGAUGCGGCCGGAACGUCGUCGACGGUGGCAGUGCGGGGACGGCCGGGCCGUAGGCAGGAUCAUGUACAGACAGCGGGUAAUUUUACGUGUCAUAUCGAACUGAAUAUGGUGUAUGUGCAUGCUCUCUGCUCUGCUCAGACCAAGUUCAGGUUGCUCUUUGUGUGUGAUGAUAGAAUAGGAGAGAUGCGGGGUCGAUCUGGACUUCCUCUUGUUUCUGAUGAAUUGAUGCUUGCAUAGACUAGUCUCGAAUGCUGGCUGCAGCUGCAGGUGCCAAGCAAAAAUAGUACAGUACUGGUGGAGCAAUUCUUGGGCAAAGCCUUGUCCUAAGGAAACAAGAAACAUGAAAAAGAAAAUGCUGG
Messenger RNA from Lolium rigidum, 1506 nucleotides. Its product is annotated as probable nucleoredoxin 2. The transcript has 3 exons. The record is from RefSeq and is a predicted model, not a curated record. The coding region runs from base 1 to 1200 and encodes 399 amino acids. Lineage: Eukaryota; Viridiplantae; Streptophyta; Magnoliopsida; Poales; Poaceae.